GAACAGCCUUUACCACGAGCCAAAGAGAAGGAAAAUGCAUUUACCUUGGUUAUAGAAAAGGCGGAUUGGGGUAGAUUAUUCAUGAGAAAAUCUAAGCACGUGAACAUAUUGUUCUGUACGGUGGUGCUUAUCAGUUCUUGCAUAGGUAACGCUAAUUGUUCCAUGAUCUACAUACUGAUAUGAAAUAUUAAAGACGUGUUCGUUAGAAAUCUAUGGAAUAAGUGGUAUUAAACAUAGAGUGAUCAGGAUUUUAUGAAAUUAAACAGAAAAUCAAAAGGAAGGAUUUUGCCAACAGAGUAACAGAUUGGCAGUUUAGUGAUAAUAACAAUUUAGUACAUUGACUGUAAUACUAAAAUGGAAUCGUGUCACCGGAUGGCAAAUGGAUAGCAAGUCUCAGAUUGCAUAACUGAAACAAUGACAAAGAAGGAGAAACGGAAAAAACAAAAACAAGAAAAGAAGAAAGAAACAGAAGAGAAGGAUGUCUCAAAUGAAACAAACAAAACUAAUGCUAGUGGGAAAAGUAAUAGUCGCAGUAGAUCAAGAGGCCGUCGAUCGUUGUCUUCAAUCUUCCGAAAGUCUAAUUCCAGAGCAGAAAGCAACGACACGUCUACACUUUUACAAAGUGGAGAUGCAAGUUUAUUUACAGAGACUGAACAAGUAAUCAAUCCACGCAUCAACCCACGUGGUCACUUACAACGUAUGACUGUACGCGAAGCAUUAGUUUAUGAUCGUCAUCGAGGCAGAUCACCUAAUCGUAGAACUAAAAAAUUAGAAAAGAAAAUUUUAGAAAAUGAGGCCCGUUUAUCAAGCGGUAACCUUUCUAUUUCUCUUCCACAUCUUCUUGAUCAAUUUCCAGAGGACCAAUCUGAAGAACCCGCAAAGCCAUCAACGUCUUAUGAAGCACGAGGCGGGUCUACAUUACCACGUGUUAAGAAAAGACGUGGUCAGUCAGAUGGUAGAGAUGCUCAAGAAUUCAGGCAAAGUGAUUUUCAAGGCUCAAACAUUUCCAGUAUACAUGAUAAACCUAUUCAAAUUCUCCCGUUAGAUAAACGAAAAUAUCUAAUUAACAAAAAUGCUGAUGGAACACAUAAUGUUGAAACAAGUAUUGAUUACGACAUACGAAACGAUACAAACAAAACGCAUUCCAAUAGAAAAGAACUUCAAAUUCCUGACGAACAAUCCGACAUUGAAAAGAGAAGGCACGACACAUAUAAUACAUUUCUUUCUCUGCGAGAAAAGAAACAUACACUAUCACAAGUACACAUCCCUACAGAAAACCAAAGUGAUGACAUGAAAAAUACAAAACCGGUUCAAAAUACGGUAAAUAGUUCACAAUCAACCCCUUACAGUUCAAAUUCACAAACAACGGAAACGUGUAAUCUGACAAGUAAAUUUGAAAAUGAAAAAACUUAUAAUAACCUUCAAGAUACCAAAGACGCUAUUGAGUCUCCAGAACAUGCCAACACAAUCAAUGCACAUAAACAAGCUUCUAUCAUUCCCGUCAAUGACAUCUCACCGCAUAAAGGUGAAAAGACGAAACGAUCGUCUUAUGUCUCACCCAGGCGUUUCAGUCGAUCGUCAAGGACAAGUGUGACUUCAAAUAGAUCUGAUACAAGCAACCGUUCAUUAUCUUCUGAACAUAAACCACAACAAAAGCCUACCGAACCCAUAAUAGGUCCAGUAAAGUAUCAUAGACAUUUUAGCAGAGAAAUUAGCAAAUCAAAAGUUCCAAGGGAAGACAAAGGCGAAGAGACUAAAUACCUUCAACAGAUGGUUGACGCAAGCACAAGUAUGGAGGAACUACCUUUUACAUCUGUAAUAGCGGAGAACACUAAUAAUUUAGAUAUUUCUAAUAUUAUAGGUACUGAAGACAAUGGGAAUGCCUUAAAUAACUCAGUAAGUGAACCAAAUAAUGUUGUUACAGAAAUGCACACUAAAGAUGAAAUUAAUCAAAGCUUGGAGAACGAGAACACAAUAUUCAAACAAGAGUGUUUGACCGAGCUUUCUGUUGAAGAACCUAUUGAAGAUAUAAAUAAGGUAUCAUCCCUACAACGCGAAGUUAUAGUUAUUGAUAACGAAUCAGAAAAGAACAUUCAAACCCAUGACCACGAAAGCAUGUUUAGACCUAUAAAAUCUGAUAGUGAUUUGUAUGUACAUCGAGGUCCUAUCGAAAAUGAUAGCAAAAUUCAUAAAUCACACCACGUAGGUUUUGAAAUAGGCGAGAUUGAGGUACUUUCGACGGAUAUUCUGAUAGAAAAUGGACAAAAUUCAGAGAAUAAUACAGAUCUUAACGUAGAUACUAGAAAAGUAAAACAUGAAAAAGAAGAUACGGACAACAAAAAAGAAACCGAACAUGAUAAAAUGGAAAAAGAAUGUAAAAAGUCUUGGUCAGGGAAAAGCAAAAAGGAAAAACGAAAAUCUAAAAAGAAAAAGGAAAAACUUAGGAAGGAAAGUGGGUGCAGCAAUAAAUCGAUUGAAUCUGCUGAAAGUAAAAAUUUACAAAUAAACGAAAAAGUCAUUACCACUGAGUCAUUAUCUAAAAUUGACAACGAUGAUGAGAAAAUUCUUACUCAAAAUUCUAAAGGUAAAAAACGAAAAAGCAUCCUGAAAAGACGAUCCAAGGAUAAGGGAACUAAAUCAAUAAAAGAUGCAGUUAAGCCUAUAACAAGGACAGCAUCUUUAAGUCAGUUUAUCGACAAGUGCGAAUCCGCAGAAAGAAGGAAAAGUGUAUCACUUUGCGACAAACGAUCAAGGUCUAUGGACGAUAUCACUAAAAACACUAAUAUUGAAAACAAGGCAUGUGAGCCAAAGGAAAAGGAAGAACCACCAAAACCUAUUCCUAAAGAUAGUAAAAGUGCGGAUGCAAAAGAUGUUAAGCAACCAAAACUUUCUAUUGCGGCAAUUGUUGCCAUAAGAGCUAAAAUAUCUCGUAUGAAAAGAGCAAAACAAGAACAAGCUAAGGCCAAAGUGCUUCAGGCAACUGAUGAAUCUGACUUAAAGAUAGAAGAUGUGUCCCAUACAGGAGAGGAUACCGAUAUGAGCGUGGCAAAAGUGUUUUAUGAAAAUGAGAUAAACACUAGCCUUGGGAAGUCUGAUACUUCUCUUUCACUCAUUGAAGAUGCGGACAAAGAGGUAAAAGAUCUUGUUUACGACAAACGAAUACAGUUUGCUCCUUUCUGCGACGAUACAAUAUCAGAAGAAGAAAUGAUAAAACAGCGUCAACGAAACACAAGGUUAACUUCAAGACGAGAAAGUAAAGUCAGACAACGGCAAAAGAAAGUAAUAAAUUGUUGUAAGAAAGGUAUUGCCUUCCUGUUUUCACAUAUAGGAUUAUGUUCACUUGUCGUGGGUUACUGUAUUUUAGGAGGAAUAAUAUUCAAAGCCUUAGAAGGCGAAAACGAAAUAGAACAAAAGAAAGAAAUAAAAGAGCUGCGGCAAAAUUUUACAGAGAAAAUUUAUAGGCUUGCUUUUGAAACAACAUUGACAAAAGGCAAUCGAGACAUCUUUAUGAUUGAAGUGAAUGCGAUAUUAAAGAACUUUUCUGUAAUGAUACAUAAACAGACAAAAGAAGCAGGUUGGGAUGGUAAAGAGGUGAAAAUGACUGUAAAUACAGACGGAGAAGAAUCGGUUGAACCUGAACCCGAGCAGUGGUCUUAUCCGAGCUCACUUCUGUAUGCCAUUACAGUUAUGACAACUAUAGGGUACGGUCACGUAGCGCCGAAGACAGACGAAGGUCGAAUUAUGACUAUAGCUUAUGCAGUAUUAGGAAUUCCAUUGACACUUCUGUGCCUCACAAAUAUUGGUGACCUCAUGGCACAUGGAUUCAGAUCGCUUUAUGGCAAGGUCUGCUGUGGUUUGUGUUGCAUAUUAUUCCGCCCUCGCAGACGCCGCCGUUUGGAUCCAGAAAAGGGGCUUUCAGGGGCCGAAGAACGCAUGAUAAUGCAAGAGAAUGAAAAAUCAGGAGAAGUAGUACAUGUACCUACCUCCGUGUGUCUGUUACUUAUGUCAUCAUAUAUCAUGCUUGGAACUUUGUUAUUCGCGGAAUGGGAAAAAUGGGAUUUGGUGACAGGGACUUACUUUUGUUUUAUUACUCUAAGUACUAUUGGAUUUGGAGAUGUUGUGCCAGGAAUGAGCCAAACAGACUGGGAUCAGCAGGAAAAAUUAGUGUCUUGUGCUUUAUACCUGGUAUUUGGCUUGUCUUUAAUCGCGAUGUGCUUCAAUUUAGUACAAGAAGAUGUGAAAGCUAAAUGUAAAUGGCUCGGUAUGAAACUUGGAAUUAUAGAUAAGCCUGUCAGUUCCGUGUAAAUCGUUCAUAGUUCUAUUUUAUCUCUUUAUUUACCACACACUUUGUUUUUAGAAGAAAGCAUGUGAUAUGAAUUAUAAAUUAAUUAUGGUGGAUAUAAUGCAUAAAUGCGCGCACGUGUACCAUGUUAUGUUACAUAGCAAUGAGGAAUUUCUCAUGGAAAACAUUCUUUCAUUUAAAUUCCUGAGCUUAAAAUCUAAUCACUCUCGUUAAUGCUCACUUGUGCAAUAAUGGUAAUAAUGUGAAAGAUUUAUGAUGUUAUGUUUUAUGAAUAGAUGUGAACCCUACUCAGUUAAUUCUGUAUUUGAAAUGCAUGAUCAGAAAAAAAGUGCUAGGUCGACUCAUGGUAACAUAAUCCGAAAGCGUUCUUUUGAAGUGGACUCGUAUUGUCUAUCGGCCAUUUGCAUUAAAUUGCGUAUUCCUCGUACUCAUUUUGGAUAUUGAAAAUAAUGUACUCGUAUGAGCUUAUUAUAUACUGCCGAAGAGCGGCGAAAUAGCAAAUGAGUAGAAAUAAUUAUUAUUACGAGUGCUGCUGCAAGGAAAAGAAAACAAACGGUAUCAGACAGUUGACUUUUUACAAAUAUAUCACUGUGAUCUUUAGCUAACCAACAUUAUACAUGUAGUAUUGAAGUUCAUUCAAGGGGGUAUCCUUGGCUCUGCAAGAUUAUUUUCAUCGAUAUAAUUAACCACAAUAACGGAUGUAUAUUAGUUAAAACAUACAUACAAUGGCGACAUGCAUAAAACUGACAUAGCUCUGUGUUCACAGAAAUAUAAAGAAUUUAUCAAGGAUUGUGUUUACUAUUUCAGUGUUUCAGGCAGGAAAACUUUGAUAUUUUGAUAACCCAAAAUGUGAUAAACGUUACUAGGACCCUUCAGGGUAGAUAAUGAUCACACUGCCUUAUUACAUAUAGAAAUAGGAUUUUUUCAUGUCUUUAGACUUUGCUUUUAUGAAUAAGAUAAGCAUAAACUAGUUUUGAACGUAUUCAGCGUAAAAUUAUAAAUUUUAGAUUGGUUGCGAUUUUAACUUUUUUCUGUAUGCGGAUACCCAUAUUUAACAAUAAGCGCCAGUCUGUCUUGUCCGGUAAUAUAAUUCAAAUCCUACUAAGAAAAUCUAUACUUUGAACAUGAAAAUAUGCUUUUAAAGGUACUGAUGAACCUGUUAGGAUUUUUUUUAAAUAGCUUUCUGAUUUCUUUUUGAAAUAGAAUAGGAAAUUGAAAACUUUUUAUGAUUUAAUACACGCAACAUCAAUACUGUUACUGACGUUAAAGUCACUGCCGCAUUUGAUCCACUUUAUGCUACUGACUGGACGAUAUUAUCAGAAAAUUCAAAAUAGAUAGCCAGUUAGAUCUUAUACAAUCUGCAUAUAAUUUGAAUCAAGCUAUAAUAUACAUAUCUUAAGCUGAUGUAAAUGUGUCCUUUCUAAGUUCGAAAAAAGAUGAAAUGAAGCAAACAAGGUUUAGGAAAAGGCAGUCAAAUCAGUUUGUAACUGGUAAGAAGGUUUAAAUAUGAUACUGUAUUGAACAUUCUUUACAUGACUGCGAUGCUCAUUCAAAGGACAAAUAUCCCCCAAGAAUAGCCACAACAACAAAACCCUUUAGAUGAGAAUGUAUAGAUAAAUGAUAGACUUUUACACGUAAAUAGAUAAAGGACAAACGUUAGACAAGCAAAUACAAAUUAAUCAAAUAAAGGAACACAGUAGGGCACCGCCUAAAACGGUUAUUUAUAUACAGUCAAUUGUCACAGAUCAUAAUGAAAAUAUCAGAUGUAGGACUAUAAUUUCACCUUAGGCAAAAGUACUAGCAGAAAGUAAUUGGUAUUAAUUGCCUUAAUUCCGUUCUUAAUUGCAUGCAUGUUUUAUUAUUUGUAUUGUUACGCAUUAGUAUGCAUGCUUAAUUAUUUGUAUUAUUACGCAUAACACGAAACCUUGUUUGUUUCAAUUCGUUAGCUAUAUUGUGCCAUUCAAGUUGCAAAUUAUAUUGUUGAGAGAGAGUGUAUAAUUGUAACGACAGUGAAACUAGGUUAAGAUCCAGCUGAUCAUUGGAGUUAUAAAUGACUGGGACAAACGGCUCCAUUGUCCUCUAUAUUAAUUUCGCUAAAACAUGUUACAGAAGUACUAAUGUAUAGUUGAAUAAAACGUUUUUGUCUUGAUUAAUAUAAAAUUUAUCAUAAACAUGUGUCUUGAUAUGCAGGUCCAUAUUAUCCUAUUCCAUUACAUCAUCCAUGCUUUAUAUGUGACAAUAUCUAUUCAUUUGGUCAACAAUUCAGGUAAUAUAAAAUCAUAUAGUAGUGUUGAUGAUUUAUAGUAGCGUAUAGCGAUUCAUAAAGCAAGGCCUGUCUAUUUCCAUGUAGAAAGUACGAACAAAAUAUAGAAAAACAAGUUUAUUUUCUUUACAUUCAUAGCUACAAUAAUAAAACUUGUCUGAUUAUUACUAAACAUAUACUAUUACCGGGAAGAAUUACAGCUUUAGCCUUUACCCUGGUAAAUUUCUAAAAUGGACUGGUCCAUCAUUCAAUUUGGGCAGUACCAUUUAUUAUUCGAAGGGGUGUUCAGGGAAAAAUUACUGACUGAAUAGCGACCAGUGCAGACCGAGAUGAGCCUGCAUGUACAGGUUCAUCCAUACAGGCUGAUCUUGGUCCGCACUGGUCACUAAG
Molecule: messenger RNA, 6956 nt
Organism: Mercenaria mercenaria
Lineage: Eukaryota; Metazoa; Mollusca; Bivalvia; Venerida; Veneridae
Exons: 3
Coding region: 415-4305 (1296 amino acids)
Biological process (GO): stabilization of membrane potential; potassium ion transmembrane transport
Cellular component (GO): membrane
Molecular function (GO): potassium ion leak channel activity
Source: RefSeq, a predicted model, not a curated record